AUGGCUCUCGACCCAUCCAACGGCUAUGUAGCCGCUCGGGGGCUUCAGGAUCUCGAUGAGAAUGCACUUCCCAUCUUCAAUGUGGAGAAAGUCAGUCUCCAGUUCGCUAUUGCGUCCGACUUUGUCGCAGCGCAAGUCGCAAAUAACGUCUUGGUCUUAGCCCUUUCCAAUGGGCGGAUUCUCCGAAUAGAUCUGGAUAAUCCUGCGGACAUUGAUGAUAUUGACCUACCUAAGAAGACUUCUGAAGUUGGUGUCAUACGGCGCAUGUUCCUCGAUCCUACCGCCUCACAUCUCAUUAUAUGUACGGCUCUGGGAGAGAAUUACUAUCUCCACACACAAUCGCGACAACCCAGACCUCUGUCUCGACUUCGCGGAGUUUCAAUAGAGGCAAUAGCAUGGAAUCCCGCCUUACCAACCACAUCGACAAGAGAAAUACUCAUUGGGGCAUCUGAUGGUAAUAUCUACGAGGCAUACAUCGAAACAGCUACAGAGUUCUACAGGAAGGAAGACAAGUAUCUGAAGUCUUUACAGAAAAUUCCAGAUGGGCCAAUCACUGGCCUAUGGGUUGACGCUGUUUCUGAUGUGCGAAAGCCGGAUGUUCGAAGGGUAAUGAUCGCUUCACAGAACAGGCUUUUACACUUAGUUGGCAAGAUAGGUCGAUCAGGGCAUGACGGUGGAGCCUCAAUCUUCACGAAGCUCUUCGAGACUGAGCAGCCAACAGUUCAUGAGAUAUCUCGGAUCUCCGCAACGGCAACCUCGUCAUUAGUCGUCUCGCCGGAUGCUCCAGACUCCACUUCUUUGGAGAGUCUGACUCCAGACCGCAUAUUCGCAUGGCUCUCAUCACAGGGCGUCUUCUAUGGCCGGUUGGUUACCACGCCAGCAACACCUGAUUUAGGCAACAAAGUCUUCGACGAAGCAAAAUUACUUCCUAGAUCUCAACUUCCAGCUUCCGAGUCUUCCACAGGCCGCAAGAAACCCGUUCAAGACUCAGUCGACUCGAUUGUUCUUACUCAAUGGCACAUUGUCCAUCUGGUAGGACGACGUGUCAUUGCUAUAAAUCGACUAGAUGAUCGGGUAGUGUACGACCAAGUCGUAUUAGAUCCGGGCCAAGAAGCUCUUGGGCUUUACGCAGAUCAGCAAAAGAAUACCUUUUGGCUGUUUACAACCCAAGAAAUCUUCGAGAUCGUUGUCACAGACGAGGACAGAGAUGUGUGGAAAGUGAUGCUUAAAACAGAGCACUUCGAUGCGGCUCUGAGGUAUGCCCGUGGUCCUGCCCAGAAGGACGCUGUUGCAACAGCUUCUGGGGAUUACCUAGUCAGCAAAGGCUCGUUCAUUGAAGCGGCCGGUGUUUAUGGGAAGAGCAGCAAGCCUUUUGAACAAGUUGCUUUGAUCUUCGUUGAUAAUGACCAGCAAGAUGCUUUGCGAAAGUAUUUGCUCACGAAAAUUGGAACGUACAAGAAAUCCUCUAUCAUGCAGCGGAUCAUGAUUGCAAGUUGGCUGAUAGAGAUUUUCAUGUCUAAACUCAACUCUCUCGAUGAUACCAUUAUCACUAAAGCUGAGUUGUCGGAGACAUUGAAUCCAGAACAGACCAAAAAUCAAUUGGAGACAAUCCGUACGGAAUUUCAAGAAUUUGUGAAGAAAUUCAAGUCAGAUCUGGACCGAAGAACGACAUACGAUAUCAUCAGCAGUCAUGGGCGGGAAGAGGAGCUGCUUUUCUUCGCCAGUGCUGUCAAUGACUACAAUUAUGUUCUUGGUUACUGGAUGCAACGGGAGCGUUGGAAGGACGUCUUGGAUGUUCUCAAGAAGCAGACAGAGCCGGAGAUGUUCUACCGGUACAGCAGUGGACUCAUUACUCAUGUUGCAACAGAUCUCGUCGAAAUUCUCAUGAGACAUGACGACCUGAAACCUCGAAAUUUGAUUCCAGCGUUGCUCAACUACGAUCGAAAUUUCCAGGGACCACUAUCACAAAAUCAAGCAGUCCGCUACCUUCUUCACGUCAUCAAUCAGCUGGACUCAACAGAUGCUGCUGUCCAUAAUACACUCAUCUCAAUCUACGCAUCUCACCCCUCAAAGGACGAAUCGGCUCUUCUCUCAUAUCUGGAAGCUCAAGGUGACGAGCCCAGCUUCGACUCUGACUUUGCUCUUCGCCUCUGUAUCCAGCACUCUCGCGUUCAGUCAUGCGUCCACAUUUACAGUACCAUGGGCCAAUAUCUCCAAGCCGUCGAACUCGCCCUGGAGCAUUCUGAAAUCGACCUGGCAUCCCUGGUCGCCGACCGACCACUCUCUAAUCCUGCCUUGAGGAAGAAGCUCUGGCUGGCCGUAGCCAAGAAGGUCAUCUCCCAAUCCAACGGCAUCAAAACCGCCAUCGAAUUCCUAAAACGGUGCGACCUGCUCAAGAUCGAGGACUUGAUUCCUUUCUUCCCUGACUUUGUGGUCAUUGAUGAUUUCAAAGAGGAGAUUUGUGCGGCGCUCGAGGAUUAUAGUCGGAACAUUGAUGCGCUUAAGAAAGAAAUGGACGAAUCUGCACAGACGGCUACGAAUAUCAAGAUUGAUAUUGCGGCACUUGACCACCGGUACGCUAUCGUCGAGCCUGGAGAGAAGUGCUAUAUUUGCGGAUUGCCGUUGCUGAGUCGGCAAUUCUUCGUAUUUCCCUGCCAGCAUGCAUUUCACAGUGAUUGCUUGGGGCGGAAGGUCAUGGAGCAGGUUGGCCUGGGGAAGGGAAAGAGGAUCAGGGAGUUGCAGGGACAGAUCAGUAAGGGGUUAUUAGCCGGGGCGAAGAGAGAAAGGGCUAUUGCGGAGCUGGAUGGAUUGGUGGCUAGUGCUUGGUAA
Messenger RNA from Hyaloscypha bicolor E, 2829 nucleotides. RefSeq lists its product as uncharacterized. The record is from RefSeq and is a predicted model, not a curated record. Gene Ontology annotation, cellular component: endosome; HOPS complex. Gene Ontology annotation, biological process: vacuole organization; vesicle-mediated transport; organelle fusion. The coding region runs from base 1 to 2829 and encodes 942 amino acids. The transcript has 2 exons. Lineage: Eukaryota; Fungi; Ascomycota; Leotiomycetes; Helotiales; Hyaloscyphaceae. Gene Ontology annotation, molecular function: protein-macromolecule adaptor activity.